Molecule: messenger RNA, 795 nt
Organism: Papilio machaon (common yellow swallowtail)
Lineage: Eukaryota; Metazoa; Arthropoda; Insecta; Lepidoptera; Papilionidae
Exons: 2
Coding region: 31-795 (254 amino acids)
Source: RefSeq, a predicted model, not a curated record
GUUACUUUAUUUAUUAAAACGUGAUAUAAUAUGAGUCAAAAAGUGUUCAAAUUCGGUUCUAAUGAUUUAAUAAAGUUUAUUACGAUUUAUCGCAAUCAUGAGUGUCUUUGGGACACUGAAAAUGAAAAUUAUAAGAAUCGUGAUGCACGUAAUACUGCAUUAAUAGAAUUUGUGAAGGAAUUUGGAGUUGAAGGGUUUGGACCUAAGGAAAUAACGACCAAAAUAAAAAGUUUAAGGACACAGUAUCACGCGGAAAGAAAAAAGAUAAAAGAUUCAAUGGACACCGCUUCCGGUACUGAUGAUGUUUACAAAUCUAAACUUUCAUGGUAUAAUUUAAUGGAUUCUUUUGUAAUGAAAACUUCUGAACACAGAGAAACAACAUCAAAUAUGAAUGACACUUCAGUCGCAUCACCAAAUAUGGUUUUUAAAUUUGAAAAUACAGAAAAUUUUACAAAUCCAACAGGACAAGUCAUCGACGAAACCCCAGUACAGAUGCCCAUAAAAAGAAGAAAGAAGUCUCAUGGUUACAAAGAAACAGCAUCAAAAACACUGAAAAAUAUUAAAAAGAGGGCAAGAUUAGAUAAAAAAGACAAUGAAUUGGACAAUUUUGGCAAAUAUGUUGCCUCUUCAUUACGAAGAUUAUGUACCAAAAAUAUCAUACACGCACAGGAUGAAAUACAGGCAAUAUUAUCUAAAUAUAAACUCCAGGAACUGAAUGAAAGUCUAAACUCUACUCCAACGCCAGAAUCCUUGUAUUCGAAACAAAGCAGUGAAGACGCGUGGUGCGACUUGUAA